Trypanosoma theileri is the source of this 1266-nucleotide messenger RNA. Its product is annotated as retrotransposon hot spot (RHS) protein. Lineage: Eukaryota; Euglenozoa; Kinetoplastea; Trypanosomatida; Trypanosomatidae. The transcript has a single exon. Bases 1 to 1266 code for a protein of 421 amino acids. The record is from RefSeq and is a predicted model, not a curated record.
AUGGCAGUAAGUGUUGUAGAGGAUUUCUUUAACCAAGGUGAAGAAAAUAAAGAAAAAAGAGGAUACAUAAUCUAUGAUGUGGAUGAGAAAAGUAGAGGACCACCGACCCGACUGCCUCCUUCAGGAUGGGGCAUGACUGUGAUAUCAUCCCCAAAUGAGGAACAAUAUAAAGGAUGGAGGAAGCAAAAAGGGGCUUAUCGAAUCGUUAUGAAUUGUCCAACUGUGCGUGAAAUCAAGGCCAUAUGUGCAUGGGAAAAGCGCAACCAAUCCAAUGAACUUAAAAGCCAUUGGAAGAAAAUAAAGGAACGUAUUAAUAAUAUUGGACCACUUCCACGUCAUAUUUUUGAUGAUGGUAUGUAUCGUGAUCGGUGCAAUGAAGUGCAAGAUACGUUGGAUCUCAUUAACGAAUCCAAUAUUUCAGAGUACAAAAAUAUCCUCAGAGGUAUUGGUGAAUGGAAAGAUAAGAGUCCAUCCCAUAAACUAGUAAAAAUAUACCGUGUUGUCAUUAAUUGUCGCGAUGUCCCAAGGAAUAAGUCGAUUACUGUUGCUUUGGGCUUUCAGAUAGUUGCUAGAGUGAUUAUGAUUUUGAAGUCCCCUGUUCUGAAUGUGGUUUUCACCGACAAGGGUGUGAUCAUUGCCGAAGGUUUUCAACGGUAUGGUGUUAAUGCUUUUACAGAUAAAAAUUUUGUGACUGCACUUAGUGAAGUACUGCAAAUAAUUCAACCACCUAAAGGUCGAGUGAGUCAGCAGAGUGUUCUACAACGGAGAGAUUUGAUUACAUGUGCUAGUGAUGGGUCUCUCUCCUUUCCCACCAGUAUAAAAGAUGAGAAGAAGAGGAUAGAGUACAAUAUGCUUUACCAUCCUUCUAUAUCUAAUUUCCCUCUGGUGGAUGCCUUCUACUUUGUGAAAUCUGCAAGAGGGAAGGUUACAAUGGUUGGAAUACAAACGACAACUGCCAAAAGACAUGAAACUACAGCUAGUAAAGUAUGUAAAUUCAUUGAAUAUCUUAAAAAUUGUUUUUCUGACUGGACUGUUAUUUCCAAGAAAGUAUCAUGGGAGAUCAUUUACUUGCAACCCUACGACACCGAUAAGAGCAAACAAAUAAAAGAAUGGCAAGGAUGCACUUUUAAAAAAUCACAGCAGUAUACCGCCACGCCACAGAACUCUAUUAUCAAAUUCUGGAAGGAAAAGGUAAAUCAGUAUCAAGUGAGCAUGUCACAGUCAAUGAUUAUAUGGCUUAUUGAGGCUUUAAUGGCGAUGUAUUAA